AUUCGCAAAGAACGUGACACCUUUGGUGAACUUGAAGUGCCAGCUGACAAGUACUAUGGAGCCCAGACCGCUCGUUCAGUGAUGAAUUUCAAGAUUGGUGGUCCGGAAGAGCGUAUGCCAGUUCCAGUUGUACAUGCCUUUGGAAUUCUCAAAAAAGCCGCUGCAAUUGUCAACACUGAAUACGGCCUCGAUAAGAAAAUUGCUGAUGCUAUUUGCAAUGCAUGCGACGAGGUUAUCGCGGGAAAACUUGAUGACCACUUCCCACUGGUAACAUGGCAGACUGGAUCUGGCACUCAGUCAAACAUGAAUGCAAAUGAAGUUAUCUCAAACAGGAAACAGUAA
Strongylus vulgaris is the source of this 342-nucleotide messenger RNA. The record is from the annotation of a GenBank genome assembly. Lineage: Eukaryota; Metazoa; Nematoda; Chromadorea; Rhabditida; Strongylidae.